Molecule: messenger RNA, 1141 nt
Organism: Solanum tuberosum (potato)
Lineage: Eukaryota; Viridiplantae; Streptophyta; Magnoliopsida; Solanales; Solanaceae
Product: ADP-ribosylation factor-related protein 1
Exons: 7
Coding region: 255-869 (204 amino acids)
Biological process (GO): protein localization to Golgi apparatus; intracellular protein transport; Golgi to plasma membrane protein transport
Cellular component (GO): Golgi apparatus
Molecular function (GO): GTP binding; GTPase activity
Source: RefSeq, a predicted model, not a curated record
UUAAAAUCUCGGUGGAUCUGUAUACAUAUUACAGUUUACCCCUCCUCCCCUCUCUUCCUCCUCCUCAAAGCUCCGUCGCUUCUACCACCGUGCACAGCGGAACACCACUGCACAAUCACCGCUACCAUCAUUCAGUUCUGCCGCUUCCUUCUCUGAAUCAGGUUUCGUUCUGAUGAGUGAUGACUAGAGAACAAAUCACCAUAUAGCCUGUUGCAAUCUGUAGUCAAUCAUAGAGGAAACAGAAGAAGAUAGAGAUGUUUUCAUUAUUUUAUGGACUAUAUAAAUACAUGUUUAGCAAGACAGAGUUUCAUGUCCUUAUUCUUGGGAUUGACAAGGCUGGGAAAACGACAUUGUUAGAGAAAAUAAAGUCACAAUACUCAAACUUGGAAGGCCUUCCACCAGAUCGUAUUGUUCCAACUGUGGGGCUCAAUAUUGGUCGUGUUGAAGCAUCAAAUACGAAGCUUGUAUUUUGGGAUUUAGGAGGUCAGCCUGGUCUUCGCUCAAUCUGGGAGAAGUAUUAUGAAGAGGCACAUGCUGUGAUAUAUGUUGUUGAUGCUGCUAGUCCAUCACGCUUUGAGGAUUCUAAAUCUGCACUUGAAAAAGUUCUCCGGCAUGAGGAUCUGCAAGGAGCCCCACUUCUGAUAUUAGCAAACAAGCAGGACCUUGCAGAUGCUGUAUCAGCAGAAGAAGUUGCCCGGUAUCUCGAUCUCAAGAAACUCGAUGAGAGAGCUUAUACCUUUCUAGCUGUUUCAUCCUAUGACGGGUUAGGAAUCAAGGAAAGUGUGAAUUGGCUUGUAGAUGUAAUGGAGAGGAGUAAGAGAACAGAAAUGUUGCAACUCCGAGCAGGGGCAAACCUUAUCUCUAAUUAGAAGGAAUCAUCCAUAUUGCAAUAAUUUUUACCAUACCAUUCCUGUAACUUUUGUAAGUAAAUCAGGUUCACAUUUUAGUCCCAUCUUACCUGAUAUUGGAAUUUCGUCAGUGAUACGUGCAAAAUGUGAUGUUAACCUCCACAACUGCAACCAGCUGUGAAGUUUACCUUCAAAUUAUUACGCGUCCUACUUAUAAAGUCUUUGAUUCUCAUCGUCGUUGAUUUGUAUAUUUUUUCAUUCUGAAUGGAAAACCAGUUUGUGCACUGCAUUCA